AUGGCCACCUCUGCCUCUUCCCUCUCUCUAUUCCUCCUCUCCCUCUCUCUCCUCUCCCUUACCGCUACCGCUAGACCCUGCAAAACCCUCUUUUUUUACACCACCACCACCUCCUAUUACCCCUCCACCACCACAACUGCCGCUUCCUUUCGUCAAAACCCUAACUUCGAAAUCCUCCCCAAAUUCCACUCCUAUUCCCCGAAAUUCUUGACUUUCUUCUUCACCACCGUCAACUCCCGCGAAGAAACUCGCCCCUAUGUCUCCUAUCUCUCCCUCCGUCGCACCCGUGCCAAUCCUUUUCCUCUCUAUUUCGAGGAAGUGCCAGCUGCCGAGGAGGAGAAGCAGCAGCGAUCGUCGGUGGAGUCGUCGGUGAUGCCGCUGGGGAUUUAUUCGUCGGUCUCCACGAGUUCGAUUAGAGAUCGGACUAAGGAUAUCAUGAGCGUUGUGGGCGCUUUGCUUUUCGGGGUGGGUUGUGGGGCUUUAACAGCUGCCACGAUGUUUUUGAUCUGGUCUUUGUUUUCGCCGCACCGUUUUGAUUUUGACGAUUCUGACGAUGACGAUGAUGGUUACGACAAUGGAGACGAUGUUGCUAGCCCUAAGAAGAUUGGAUACAUUGCUAUUCCAGGCGAUGUGGAUUUGGUGAAGAACAAGGAUUUCAAUUCCGUGCCGCAGAAAGAGGUUGCUUGA
This is a messenger RNA of Coffea arabica (coffee), 687 nucleotides long. Lineage: Eukaryota; Viridiplantae; Streptophyta; Magnoliopsida; Gentianales; Rubiaceae. The record is from RefSeq and is a predicted model, not a curated record.